This is a messenger RNA of Capronia coronata CBS 617.96, 759 nucleotides long. RefSeq lists its product as uncharacterized. The coding region runs from base 1 to 759 and encodes 252 amino acids. The transcript is spliced from 2 exons. NCBI's taxonomy places the organism in Eukaryota, Fungi, Ascomycota, Eurotiomycetes, Chaetothyriales, Herpotrichiellaceae. The record is from RefSeq and is a predicted model, not a curated record.
AUGAGGUACGCCGUUCUGCUCGCCUCGAUGGCUACCACGCUUCUGGCGGCACCUACGCUUACGAGAGAUACAAUGGCAUGGACACCGACGUUAGCAGGCUACUUCGAUGUUGUGUACAGCUACAUCCAGCAAGCAAGGGCUACCGGUGGUUCUCCGCCAGCAUGUGAUCUCUCAAAAGCCGCCAUGCCCAUCGCCCCAACACCUUUACCAACUCCUGACGGCUUGAAGCUGGUGCAUGUUGCUAUCGGACGGGGGGUGCAGAACUAUACUUGUGCCAACUCCACUGCUACUCCCGCCGCAGUGGGCGCCAUUGCCAAAUUUUACAAUGCUUCCUGCGUCGCCAGCGAUUACCCGGAUCUGUUGGACCUGAUACCGACUGUUGCACUGUCGUACCCUGUCCCGUCUGGAGCAGACUCUCCCCUCGAGCCAUCUGAUCUCGGCCUAUCAAGCCACCACUUCUUCUCCAACACGACCACUCCGGUAUUUUCCUUUGAUGUUUCCUCAGGACCGCAGCUUGGCAGAGUGACGGCCCAGAAAACAAAUGAUUCUGUGGCUCCAUCGAAUGCUCCAGUCGGCGUGAACGGCCAAGGCAACGGUGCCGUACCUUGGCUCUAUCUCAAAUCCCGGUCUACCACUGUUGGCGACAUCAAAGCUAUCUAUCGACUGAGCACAGCAGGAGGCAGUCCACCUCCAUCGUGUGCAGACCAACCUUCUACCAUCAGCGUGGACUAUUCCGCUGUCUACUGGUUCUGGGAGUAG